Molecule: messenger RNA, 1840 nt
Organism: Aedes albopictus (Asian tiger mosquito)
Lineage: Eukaryota; Metazoa; Arthropoda; Insecta; Diptera; Culicidae
Gene: CSN1b
Product: COP9 signalosome complex subunit 1b
Exons: 5
Coding region: 137-1588 (483 amino acids)
Cellular component (GO): COP9 signalosome
Source: RefSeq, a predicted model, not a curated record
AAACAGUUUUUGACAGCAAGCAAGAGUGAAGAGAAGUGAAGUGCCCAUCAGUGCCGACAUCGAGCAGAAAAGUUUCCUGUUUUCAAAACAACAUAUUCUUUUUGUUCAAAAUUUUAUCAUAAAAUUACAUUUUACCAUGCCAUUACCACUAAUUGCACCGAAUGCAGUCGAACCGAUGCAGGUGGAUGCUCAGCCGGAAGACAACGAGAACAACGAGGAGGAUGCGUACAUCGUGGAAAAUCCUUCCAUCGAUUUGGAGGUAUACGCUAAUCAGUACACUGGACUGGCCAAGUUGCACCGGUUGAUAUACAUUGCGGACCAUUGCUCGACGCUUCGUCUGGAAGCCCUGAAGAUGGCAAUCAACUAUGUAACUACAACGUACAAUGUGACGCUCUACCAGCAUCUGCACAAGAAGCUCGCUGACAUGUCCGGCGGCAGUACACUUCCGGAUGUUGCGGCUCAGUCGAGCUCUCAGGAUAUACCAAGCUUCGAUCAAGCAUGGGUUGAAACAAAGAGCAAGAAAUCGGCUCUGAAGCUGGAAAAACUGGAUUGCGACUUGAAGAACUAUCGAGCAAACUCCAUCAAGGAAAGCAUCCGACGUGGACAUGAUGAUCUCGGAGACCAUUACCUAAACUGUGGCGAUCUGUCCAAUGCGUUGAAAUGUUACUCCAGGGCUCGUGACUAUUGCACCAGUGGCAAGCACGUGGUAAACAUGUGCCUCAACGUAAUUAAAGUUUCGAUCUAUUUGCAAAACUGGUCGCACGUUUUGAGCUACGUGGCUAAAGCAGAGAAUACUACGGAAGUGGCGGAGACUUCCAAGGAUAAGGAUCCUAAUCAAGCUGUAAUUACGCGCCUAAAAUGCGCCGCCGGAUUGGCUGAGUUGGCAACACGUAAGUACAAGUCGGCCGCAAAGCACUUUCUGCAGGCAAACUUUGAUCUGUGUGACUUUCCGGAAAUGAUUUCCACAAAUAAUGUGGCAAUGUACGGUGGACUCUGCGCCCUGGCAACGUUCGAUAGGCAGGAACUGAAGAACGUUAUUUCAAGCAGCUCUUUCAAGCUUUUCCUUGAAUUGGAGCCGCAGCUGCGUGACAUCAUUUUCAAGUUCUAUGAAUCUAAGUAUGCGUCCUGCCUUAAGUUGCUCGACGAAAUCAAGGAUAACCUGCUGCUGGACAUGUACAUUGCACCGCACGUGAAUGCCCUCUACACACAAAUUCGCAACCGAGCCUUGGUGCAGUACUUCAGUCCGUACAUGUCCGCUGACAUGCGAAAAAUGGCAACAGCCUUCAAUCGCUCGGUAGCGGCCCUCGAGAACGAACUGAUGCAGUUGAUACUGGAAGGACAAAUCCAGGCCCGAAUCGAUUCACACAACAAGAUCCUGUACGCCAAGGAUGCUGAUCAUCGCAGCGCAACGUUCGAGAAGGCUAUCAACGUGGGCAAUGAGUUCCAGCGGCGUUCGCGGAUGCUCAUUUUGAGAGCUGCCAUGGUUAAGCACCACAUCCAUGUUAAGAAUCAACCCCGUGAGAGCAGCCACGCUACGGAAAUUCUUCCAGCUACGGGAUCAUCCUCGUCACCACUGGUCCGUAACUGACUGAAUGAGGAUGAUUUUUUCUUUCGGUUCAAGAGGAAACUAAAAUAAGAUGCGAUUCGUAGAACACGUAUGGCUACCCUUGGAAGUAGAUUUUUUUAAGUCCCAUUGAAAUAACAGAAUUCAGAAUAAACGGCUUUCGAAUUUGACAGAGCAAAAAAGAAUUAAUACUUACACAAAUCCACUAAUGUAAUUGAUAUGUCAUACCGAUUAUAACUUGCAAAAUAAACAAUACUCCGGAAUCAUUACAAAUAA